Gastrolobium bilobum is the source of this 1070-nucleotide messenger RNA. Its product is annotated as protein DCL homolog, chloroplastic. The transcript is spliced from 3 exons. Bases 98 to 739 code for a protein of 213 amino acids. Lineage: Eukaryota; Viridiplantae; Streptophyta; Magnoliopsida; Fabales; Fabaceae. Gene Ontology annotation, biological process: chloroplast rRNA processing; chloroplast organization. Gene Ontology annotation, cellular component: chloroplast. The record is from RefSeq and is a predicted model, not a curated record.
CGGAGAAGUCCACAUAGCAAAACUUGAUAACUCGAGGGAGUGAAUGGGAAACCAUGUUUAAUUAGUUGAGGUGAUAGAGAGUUUUCGCUUUUCAGGCAUGGCUUCUUCACUAUCCAAGGCACCACCACCGCAUGUUCACCUCUUCAGAAACCCUUCCUCUUUCCACUCUUAUCCUGCUAUUCUAUCUUUUGGUUUCUACUGGAACACAUCUUUGCUUCACCCUCGUCUCUCUGCCCUCAAAGCAACUGUGUCUGACGGUGAUAAUUUGCUCAGGAAGCCCCUCCUUCCUCACAGGAAUGGAAUUUUGGAUGGCUAUGACUAUGAAGAGGAGGAUGAGGACGAGGAGGACAAUACUGAAGAGGAGAGAUGGAUUGAUUGGGAGGAUCAGAUUUUGGAGGACACCGUUCCUUUGGUUGGCUUUGUUAGAAUGAUUCUUCACUCUGGACAAUAUGAAAGUGGAGAUAGACUAAGCCCAGAGCAUGAGAAAGCCAUUCUUGAGAAGCUGCUUCCCUUUCAUCCAGAAUAUGAGAACAAGAUCGGAUGUGGAAUUGAUUAUAUAACGAUUGGAUAUCAUCCUAAUUUUGAACGCUCUAGGUGUUUGUUCAUAGUACGAAAAGAUGGAGAGAUGGUUGACUUUUCAUUUUGGAAAUGCAUAAAGGGUUUGAUCAGAAAGAAUUAUCCAUUAUAUGCAGACAGUUUCAUUCUCAGACAUUUCAGAAAGCGGAGUCGUGAUUUGUGAAGUUAGCCCUAUCUUAUUGCUGGUUGUACCAUUUUAUAUUAGAAUUCUCUUUUCUUUUUUUUAUUAAGAAAAAAAUAUUCUCCCUUUUGAUUUUUCGUGUUCUCUUAUUGCUGGUAGCAUGCUAUUUUAAUGGUCUGCAAAGAACGAAUAUAGAAAUUCCUGGAGUUUAGAAGAGUGGAUAGCAUUUAACGACUCGCUGCAAAAGAUUGCCAUCAAUGCUGGAAAUGACUCCAAUUUAUUAUUAAGUGAUUUUAAAAUAUGGUAAUGUAGAUUAUGUACAUAGAUAGAGCUUGAUGAUAAUGUUACUUUCAGUUCGAUUAAUUUUCAAUUU